AUGCUGUCCAGACCUUCCCUCUCGGCGUUUCACCUCUCACACGGGAUUGAUCUUGCUGCUAUGGCGGCUGAACAACGACGUGUUGGAUGCCCUGGCUAUGAGGCUGUUGACAGUCUUCAAUUAGUUGACGUCCCAUUGACCACCGGCACUGGCACAAUCCUUUGUGACGUAUCGACUCCUUUUCAUCGCCUUAUGUGCCUGCCUCGAUGCGUCGAGCUGUUUUUCAAACUGUCCACGGACUCUCCCAUCCUGGGAUUCGAGCCUCACAGAAGCUCCUCGCGGAUAGGUUCGUAUGGCCUGGGUUGAACAAGAAUGUGAAAGCUUGGACACGAUCGUGCCUUUGCUGUCAACUUUACAAGGUUCAACGCCACAACAAGUCUCCAUCGGGCACGUUCCCCAGCCCCGAUGCACGGUUCAACCAUUUGCAUUUAGAUGUCCUAGGUCCUUUACCUCCAUCCAAUGGCUAUACUCACCUUCUCACCUGCGUUGAUCGCUAUACCCGUUGGCCGGAAGCCAUUCCUUUACCGAACGUGCAAGCUGAGACCAUUGUGAAAGCCUUCGUAAGUGGUUGGGUCGCCAUAUUCGGUGCGCCAUCCAUGAUUACGACUGAUCCAGGCACGCAGUUUGAGUCCACACGUCUCCAAACUCUCCUCAAGUUCCUUGGCUGCACAUGUAUUCGGACGACGGCCUACCACCCAGCUGCCAACGGCAUAGUUGAGCGUUUCCACCGCCAGCUAAAAACUGCACUGCGUGCCGCAGAAGAUCCCGAAAACUGGUCAGACAAUGUACCCGUUGCACUUCUUGGCAUUCGUGCGGCACUGAAGUCAGACUUGGACUGCAGCGCAGCCGAAUUGGUUUUCGGCACUACCCUCCGACUCCCUGGUGAGAUGGCCACCCCAACCUCUCGUGGUGCCGAAGAGACCCCCGAAAAUUUUGUGCGUCGUCUGCGACAAUUCAUGCGCUCGCUUUCCCCGGUUCCACCUCGUGCUCCAUCGACCGAGCCUUAUGUUGAAAAAAGCUUAGUCAACUGA
Molecule: messenger RNA, 1031 nt
Organism: Spirometra erinaceieuropaei
Lineage: Eukaryota; Metazoa; Platyhelminthes; Cestoda; Diphyllobothriidea; Diphyllobothriidae
Source: the annotation of a GenBank genome assembly